AUGCGCGAGGACAAGCCGGAAGGAGACAGCGAUGAGGUCGCGGUGGAAGUUCCCCUUCAGCCUGGGGAGCCUGUUGUGGCUUUCGAUGCAUCUGUUGAACCACCAUACGGAUGGGUCGUCUGCAUCGCCAUGCAUUUGAUCAAUGGCUUUACAUGGGGGAUCAUUGCUUCAUAUGGCGUGUACCUAUCAUACUACAUUGAUCAUUCCAUAUUCCCGGGCGCCACAGAUUUGGACUAUACGUUUAUUGGUGGCGUCAACUUCGCUUGUGCCAUGCUGUGCGGACCUAUCGUCAACUUGUUUGUCCGAAGACUUGGGACGCAUGUACCUAUGUACUGUGGCUGCAUCAUGUUUGCUGGCGGUUUUGUCGCUGCCUCAUUUGCCACAGAAUUCUGGCACCUUAUUUUGACGCAGGGCAUCCUCGUCGGGCUGGGAACAGGUUUUUCGUGGUUACCUGCUACACCAAUCCUCCCACAAUGGUUCAACAGAAACAGAAGUUUGGCACAAGGCAUCGCAGCGGCAGGAAGCGGCGUUGGUGGCGUUAUCUUCUCUGCCGCAACGACACCCAUGAUCCAGAAUCUCUCGCUUGCUUGGUCACUCCGAAUUACUGGCAUCCUCGCAUUUGUCGUCUUGUUUACCGCAUGUUCGUUAAUCCGCGAUCGAAACAAGACAAUCCGUCCAAGCUACAAGCCGAUAGACACAGAUCUCCUGAAGAGGUAUCGGGUCUGGUUACUUAUUUUGUAUACAUUUUUCUCGAUCCUCGGGUAUAUCGUGAUGAUCUAUUCUCUAGGCGCGUUCGCAACAUCGCUUGGGUUGAGUCAGGACCAAGGCGGCACCGUGAUCACCAUUAUGAAUGUCGGAACUGCUUUUGGAAGGCCUUUCGUCGGUGUGCUUAGCGAUCGAUUCGGCAGGAUGACAGUGGCAUGCCUCCUCACCGCGUCCAACACCGUGCUAGCAUAUGCAAUCUGGAUUCCCACGAACUCUUAUGGGCUGCUCAUAUUCUUUGCUCUUGUUGUGGGCGCCACGAGUGGUGUAUACUGGGGUACCAUUGCACCUCUUUGCGCCGAGGUUGUCGAACUGAAAGAGCUUCCGUCGGCACUCAGCCUAAUGUGGGUUACUGUGUCCACGCCUGCUUUAUUCUCAGAAGCAAUUGCGCUGGAAAUCCGCCGGCCUCAUUCGUCCCGGCCUUAUUUGUGGCCUCAAAUCUAUAGUGGCUUGGUCUUUCUGAUCUCUAGCUUUUUCAUGUUUGAACUCCGGCGGCAAAAAUGGGGCUUCAGCAGGGAGAGGCAUAGAUGA
Cladophialophora immunda is the source of this 1293-nucleotide messenger RNA. RefSeq lists its product as uncharacterized. Lineage: Eukaryota; Fungi; Ascomycota; Eurotiomycetes; Chaetothyriales; Herpotrichiellaceae. Gene Ontology annotation, molecular function: transmembrane transporter activity. The transcript has 6 exons. Gene Ontology annotation, biological process: transmembrane transport. The record is from RefSeq and is a predicted model, not a curated record. The coding region runs from base 1 to 1293 and encodes 430 amino acids.